AUGUCGCUGCUGCAACCUCAAAUGUCUUUUGCUCAAACUUAUAUAUUAGCCAGCAAAGUUAGAUCCAAAUUAACUAGAGAAGCUCAAUCUCCUAAAUCUUCAUUAAGAAAUUUGGUGGUUCAAGCUAAUAUGUUGGAUAAUAUUAUGGAUUAUAUUAGUGAUGAAACUAAAAGAAGAACUAGUGAAAAAUUAACUUCCAAAACCAACACCCAGAAGAGUUCUAGUGGGUACCUUAGUCCUGAAUCUUCAAUGGUUCAAUUUGCUCCAACUCCAGUUAGACAAGCUUAUAAAACUUCAAUUACUGAAUAUGAAAUUGAUAGUGAUUCAUCCGAUGAUGAUGAAGAAGAAGAAGAAGAAGAUCAUGAAGAUGAUAAUGAAGACGAUUACUUUUAUGAAGAUGGUCAAAAUGAUUACGAUGAUCUUGAUGAUUAUGAAGAUUCUGUUGUUAUGGAACAAGAUGAAUUAGCUGCCAUUAAAGGUGUUUACUACGAAGAAGAUCAAGAAGAAGAAGAAGAAGACAAUUUAUCUGAAACUUCAUCAAUUUAUUCUAAUUCAUCAGAUUCUGAUUUAGAUUCUGAUUCUGAUGAAUAUUAUAUUUAUUCUGAUUCCGAUGAAAUCAUUGAAGAAAAUAAUAUUGCCAUAGAAGCUACUAUUCCUAGAAAUUUCAAGAGUUUAUCGAUUGUCCCACCACCAUCAUCAACAACAUCAUCAACAACAUCAACAACACAGUCGCCAUUGCCAUCAAUUGUACGUUCUAAUUCUACCCCAAUCACCAUAACAUCAUUGCAUACAAUUGAUGAACAACAAGAAAUUGAAGAAGAAAAACAACCAGAAUUGUUAUUACAUGAAAAUAAUCAAACUAUAGAUUGGAAAUUGAAAAAUCAUAAUCAUCCACAAAGUUUAUAUAAAAAUCAAAACAUUUCUUUAGAUCAAUUUUUUUAA
Molecule: messenger RNA, 942 nt
Organism: Candida albicans SC5314
Lineage: Eukaryota; Fungi; Ascomycota; Pichiomycetes; Serinales; Debaryomycetaceae
Exons: 1
Coding region: 1-942 (313 amino acids)
Source: RefSeq, a predicted model, not a curated record